Xyrauchen texanus (razorback sucker) is the source of this 2252-nucleotide messenger RNA. RefSeq lists its product as uncharacterized. Bases 166 to 1893 code for a protein of 575 amino acids. The transcript is spliced from 8 exons. NCBI's taxonomy places the organism in Eukaryota, Metazoa, Chordata, Actinopteri, Cypriniformes, Catostomidae. The record is from RefSeq and is a predicted model, not a curated record.
GCAGAUGAGCGCUAGGGGAAACUUCAGCUGAUAUCAGCUGACACAAGCAGACAGAGAGACACUGACAUCCUAUAAUGCAUCUUAAGAGCAUCUUCUAAUUCUGCCAGUUCAUUGAUUUGAGAUCAGCAGCACAACAUUCAUGCAGCUCAAUGCCCAAGUGACGCCAUGUUGAACGGUGCAACUCUCCAAAGUCUCCUGCUGGCUGCGGUGUUUCUUUCAAGCUGGGCCGCUCCAUUAGAGAGCACCGUCACAUCGGAUGGCACGUGCUGCGGUGGACAACAGCGAAGGAUGCUUGAAACAGAUGUGAUCUCCACUAAACUUCCACAGUCAUCUUCUCCAGAUGGUCCUGGAAGCGUUGAGGAGGAAGCAGUUGUAAACGGCAGUGCUCGAGAAGGGGUGGGCAGAGCGACAGCGGUUGGAAACGAGGACAGACAGUCCGGGGCGGGUGAGCGAGCAGUCUGGUCUUACUCUCGGUAUCAGAAACUCUCUGUAGAUGAGCAGCAGAGCUCAACCAUUCCGGCCUCCAGACAAUCGGUUGUGGAUCAGUUGCUGGUGACAACAGAUGGGGUGUCUCUCCUACAGGCUUCGACAACCUCUUCUACCGUUGAACAAGAGAGAGAUGAGCCUGUUAGAUUAAUCUCAGAGGAUGUUGAAGGAUCUAACGGGUCGUCAUUUGCAAAAGGAAAGAGUGGGAACAUCCAACCAGGAGGGUUAGACGAAAAGGGGACGGCGACGCCACAAACUAGAACUCCUCUACAGAAGAACGACAGAAGACUGGAAGCAGAUACGAUCACCAGAACUCCGUCAGACCCAACCGAUGGUCCAUUCAGGUUCUCUCCAUUGACCACUAACCCAACCACACCCCAAACAUCUUUAACCAUUACCAGUGGAGACUCGCUGGGUGGGUUAGAUCUCCAGGAUAACACACCUGUGUCCGGACUCCGUCAGCUGGAUCUGACCUUUAACUCCAGAUUGGUGGAUCCUUCUGAUACCUGGACAGAACCAGUUCACCUGCUGGGAGAGGAAGUGAGUGUUCUUCCCUCAUCUCAGGAGGUGGCUAUAGAGGCGACCAUGUCCUCUGAAGAUCUGCCGCUGAUAUUUGAGCCGUUUGAGGAUGUCACCAUGCUUGGUGACUCAGCACCGGUGUCCGAACCUUCUGUCGCCAUGGCAGCAACAGCUGUUACCGUGGGAGACGCAGAGCUUGAGCAAAUGAUGUCUAUGGAUACAGGCCACGCCUCUGAUGCCACUCUCUCAGGAGUGAUGAAUUGGCCGCCAUCAUGGCAGACGUCUGGAGAUCAGAAAUAUGAUGCCGUCAGUCCAUCAAAUAUGCUGGUCAACGGUCCGGUCACAGAAUCUGAUGAGCCAAAAGAGCAUGACGAAAACACACAGAGUGAUGACAUCAUGCAGAGGUCUGUUACCCAGCAACCUCUGACUGAAGCCGUUCAGUUACCAGCAUCAAAACCAAAGACAGACACGGAAGAUGUUGAAUCUAGAGAGCCUGAUGAAGACGAGGAAGACGAGGAGAUGAAUUUGAAUGAUGAGGAGGAAGAGAGUGAAGAGGACCUGACAGAAACCACCACCUCAACCCCCACACGCGCCCCCUACAGCCUCAUACCUCCUCCUCCAGUCUGGGUGCAGCGGAACCAGGGACUGGUGCGGAGCUGGGUUGAACUUAUAAGAGAAAAGGCCGGCUAUGUGUCUGGUAUGUUGGCACCGGUUGGCAUCGGAAUAGCUGGUGCUCUUCUGUUGGUUGGCGCUCUGUACAGUAUCAGAGUGAUUCAUCACAAACGGAGAGACAACUUUAAACAUCAGAGGAGGAAGCCGCCCAGAGAGGUUCGGAGCGGACCUGACAAUGCAAUGCUUCUGGCCGACAGCUCAGAGGAUGAAUUCUGAUGAAGACACACAAACAUCACUGCGGAAGGCUUUUAGAAACCGUGUGUGCUUCAGCUCAGAUACAAGCAGUCGUGGUUUGUGGAUUCACCGCCUGCCUCCUUAAUAGCGCCGCAGCACAUCAGUAUAUACUGUUGACCCGCGGGGGUUUCAAACUGGGGUCCGGGGACCUCCAGGGGGCCGCAAGGGAGUGCUAGAGGGCCCACAAAACAUUUCUGUGAAAUUAUGUGUACAAAUAUUUCAUUCUGAAAUCAUUAGAUUAAUCACCUUUAUGAGAGCUAUAGGUAGAAAUAUUAAAUACUGCUAUAAUACUGUAAUUUCAUAUAUUAUAGUGAUACAUCGUAUUUGUAUGAAAUGUUGGU